This is a messenger RNA of Annulohypoxylon truncatum, 2688 nucleotides long. Its product is annotated as 6-phosphofructokinase. Gene Ontology annotation, biological process: canonical glycolysis; fructose 6-phosphate metabolic process; fructose 1,6-bisphosphate metabolic process. Gene Ontology annotation, molecular function: monosaccharide binding; fructose-6-phosphate binding; identical protein binding. The transcript is spliced from 4 exons. The coding region runs from base 160 to 2529 and encodes 789 amino acids. Gene Ontology annotation, cellular component: cytoplasm; mitochondrion; 6-phosphofructokinase complex. The record is from RefSeq and is a predicted model, not a curated record. NCBI's taxonomy places the organism in Eukaryota, Fungi, Ascomycota, Sordariomycetes, Xylariales, Hypoxylaceae.
UAGAUGCGUACACCUACCUUCGUAAAGUAUUUUAAUUAGAUUACCUUCAACUAUCAUCUUGCGGGAUUCGAAAUUUUCUACUCUAUUCCAUUAUUAUCCCGACCUUCGAACUCGAACCUCUACCUAAAUCUCGACACCUAUUCUAGCAAUAUAUCCAAUAUGGCGACACCGAAGAAGAAGAUCGCCGUCAUGACCUCCGGAGGUGACUCCCCUGGCAUGAACGCCGUUGUUCGAGCUGUCGUACGAAUGGCGAUCCACCUAGAGUGUGAUCCCUAUUGUGUCUACGAAGGCUAUGAAGGCCUGGUCCAGGGCGGUAAUUUCAUCAGGAAGAUGGAAUGGAACGAUGUCCGAGGAUAUCUUUCCGAAGGGGGUACAUUGAUAGGCACCGCAAGGUGUAUGGCCUUCUAUGAACGCCCAGGUCGUCUAACUGCUGCCAAGAACCUGAUCCUCAGCGGCAUUGAUGCUCUCAUUAUUUGCGGUGGCGACGGAUCUCUCACCGGUGCUGACCGAUUCCGAGCUGAAUGGCCUUCUCUACUCAAGGAACUUGUUUCGACCGGUCAGCUUGAAGCAAAGCAGAUCGAACCCUACCAGCACCUUAACAUCGUUGGGCUUGUCGGCUCGAUCGACAAUGACCUUUCUGGAACUGACGCUACCAUUGGUGCUUAUUCCGCCCUAGCACGUAUUUGCGAGAUGGUCGAUUAUAUUGAAGCCACCGCUUCCUCCCACUCGCGAGCCUUCGUUAUAGAGGUAAUGGGGAGGCACUGUGGUUGGCUUGCCCUAAUGGCAGGCGUAGCUACCGGUGCCGAUUUCAUUUUCAUUCCAGAGAAACCUAGGGAAGAUAACUGGAAAGAAGAGAUGAAUCAGGUCAUUAGGAAGCACCGUGACUGGGGAAAACGCAAGACCAUCGUCAUCAUUGCCGAAGGUGCUCUAGAUAGACACGGAACGAAGAUCACACCGGAGAUGGUAAAGGACCUAUUAGCCGACAAAUCAGGCCUAGCCCUCGAUACCCGCAUCACAACCCUCGGCCAUGUUCAAAGAGGUGGCACUGCAGUGGCAUAUGACAGGAUGCUAGCCACUUUACAGGGAGUGGAAGCCGUCAGGGCCGUCCUUGAGGCAACACCGGAGACAGAGACAUGUGUUAUCGCUAUUACCGAGAACAAGAUCGUCCGGAAGCCCUUAAUGAAGGCUGUGCAAGAGACCAAACAGGUAGCCAAGGCUAUCGAGGCACAGGAUUUCGAUAGAGCUAUGGCUCUACGUGAUACUGAAUUCUCCGACCAAUACAAAUCCUAUAUGAUGACUACUACUAUGGGUCUUGAUCAGGACAUACACCUAGAAGACAGCAAACGAAUGAAGAUCGGUUUUAUUAACGUAGGAGCACCUGCUGGUGGUAUGAACGCCGCGAUCCGUGCAGGCGUAGCUUACUGUCGAUCCCGGGGGCAUGAGCCCCUUGCAAUUCACAAUGGUUUCGCUGGCUUUGCUCGACAUCACGGCGACAAACCUCUUGGUGCUGUGCGGCAUUUUGAUUGGUUAGAGGUCGACGGAUGGGCAAGCAAGGGAGGCUCAGAGAUCGGAACGAACCGUGAGCUCCCGGAGGAGUCUGGCAUAGAACUGAUUGCCAAGUUGAUCGAACAGUAUGAGUUUGACGCGCUUUUCUUAAUCGGAGGUUUCGAAGCUUUCCACUCCAUAUCACAGCUGCGCAAAGCUAGGGCCAGGUUUCCCUCGCUUUGUAUUCCUAUGACCUUAUUACCGGCAACCAUUUCGAACAACGUCCCUGGGACAGAAUAUUCUCUGGGAUCUGAUACCUGUCUGAAUGAACUCGUCGCCUACUGUGACAAGAUAAAACAGUCUGCCUCUGCUACUCGGAGGCGAGUGUUCGUUAUUGAAACUCAAGGUGGUCGGUGUGGAUACGUCGCGAUUCUGGGAGGUCUAGGCGUCGGCGCAAGCGCGGUCUACAUUCCGGAAGAGGGUAUCAGCCUAGAGAUGCUCACCGCAGACGUCAAGCACCUAAAAGAAGUUUUCAAGAAGGAUAGAGGUCAAUCACGGGCGGGACGAUUGAUUCUUGUCAAUGAAAAGGCGAGCAAAGUCUUCUCAGCCAAGCUCAUCGCGGAUAUCAUCCGCGAGGAAGCCCACGACCGAUUCGAGUCUCGAGACAGCAUUCCAGGUCAUGUCCAACAGGGUGGUGUUCCCUCAGCUAUGGACAGGUGCCGUGCCGUCAGACUGGCUAUCAAGUGCAUACAGCACCUUGAGAAGUACGGGCCUAAACCCCAAAAGAAUCCCGAGAAAAUCAGCAAGGACCCCUUGAGCGCAUCCGUUAUCGGUAUACAAGGCGCGGAUGUAGUCUUCGCGCCAAUGGAGAUACUAGAGGAGAAAGAAACUGACUGGAAGAACCGACGGCCGACAGUAGCCCACUGGCUAGAUAACAAGGAAGUUGUAGACAUCCUUGGUGGGCGUCCGGCAUACCCAUUGCCGGAUAAGAGCUUAGUCGGACUCAUUGCGAAGGACGCGAAGCGCGGUCUUAUCAAAGAAUAAAAUGGUUAAAAAUGCUGACAGGUGAUGGGCUGGGGCGGGAAUAAGGAACUAGAGCAUCGGGUCGAUACCUGGGUAGAUAGAUUGGGACGGUUAUGCGCGCAUCGUCAUGAUUCUCCUUUACGGCUGAGGAAAUAUAAAUACUCUAUGAUUGCACUUUAU